Molecule: messenger RNA, 1218 nt
Organism: Amyelois transitella
Lineage: Eukaryota; Metazoa; Arthropoda; Insecta; Lepidoptera; Pyralidae
Exons: 1
Coding region: 1-1218 (405 amino acids)
Source: RefSeq, a predicted model, not a curated record
AUGGCUUCUUCCGUAAUUAAAUGUAAUAACUGCAACAUAGUGAUCUGUGAAGUGCUGGCAUUUAUCCAAAACAAAGUGGAUAUUAUGAACGAAGAGUGUUUAGUACGAAUUUGCAAAGAAUCAUUCUCCGAAACGGAUAUUGAGAAUGCAAAGCGCCUACUAUUUGAAUCCGUGCAAACGUCGGCACCGAUGAUUCGAAGAAGGCGGGACGGUAAGUCGAAAAGAGACUUAUUCGACGUGAUAGCCUUGUUCAAAGAGACUGAUCCUGAACUAGUCCCUAUCUUUUGUGCUCGUGAUCUUCAAAAAUUACCCCCCAUAAAUUUUGAUCACAUCGAUGCCACAAGACUACUAAAAGACAUAUUGAUACUACAACGAGGACUCAGAGAAGUGCAAGAAACUUAUGUCACAUCUACACAGUUAAGUGAAUUGAGACAGGAGCUAAAAGACAUUAAAGAUAGCGCACCUAGCAAGACGAGCUUUCAUAAUUACGAUUUAAACAUAAAUCGUAAACGCGGUGGAGUUGUAAACGACAGUUUUUGUCUCGAUAGCGGUCCUAUGGGUCUUACCCACAUAGUCGAAAAAUCAUCGAAACCUAUUGCGGAGCAACGGCCAAGUAUCCAUCUAUCUCCCUCCCCCGAGCGCUGUACGGCAGACAGGGUCUCGCUCACACCUGCGGUACCCGUCACAGCUGGGCGUGAAUCAUCGGCGCCCGAGUCUCCGUGCGAACAACAACAGUGUGUGGCCACGAAAACCGUCGAUUGCAAUGUUUUGUUUGCGGACGUUAUUAAGAGUGGAGAUGAGUUCAAAAUAGAAAAACCGUCAGAAAAAUGGACACUAAAUCAGAAGAAAAGGCAUAGAAAUCGUCUAUUGGGUACACAAGGAAAGGCAAUAAUGGAACCUAAUAGUAAAUUUAAAGCUGCUGAAACAAAAAUCCCGCUAUUUAUUAACCGUGUUCACCAUGAUACGUCUGAAAAAGAUAUCAUAGACUACAUUAUGGACAAAACACGAGUCGCAGUGACGCUUAAAAAGAUUGAGAUGAAGUACAAGAGGGGAUAUAACUCAUAUAAAAUAUUUAUUCCAGAAACGAAAUUAUCACUGUUUUUGAAAGAUGACUUGUGGCCGGAAGGGAUAUCAUUUCGCCGUUUUGUGUAUUUCAAGGAUUAUGGACAAAACAAGGUGAAAGAUAGUAAUGACAUGAACAGAAAAAACAUAAAUUGA